CCUUUCCUCCUCUGUCGCAUCCUUUGGUCUACCAAAGCAUCACAAUUUUUAUUAAACUACACUACACUCCUCCCUUUCUGCAUUGUUUUGUUUUGUUUUCUUCCUUUCAACAAUCCAUCCAAGUAUGAGGGUCAGAAACAGUGGAAAGCCCCCUCAACGCUCCCUUUCACCUCCACCACCCUCUCCGCCGACGCCGUCGUUUUCCACCUCGCCGUCACAUGUCAUGGUGAGUAGAACCAACGCCCGGCUUUCCACCAUUGACUCCCCCGUUGCUCAAGAUGGAAGUGUUACGGAUGAUAGCUGGUCCGUGUCAACUAAGGAGAGUUUGGGGCACAGCAUGUUUGGGCAGACAUCAACUUCAAGCAACUCCGUUUCCUCAUCUUUAUCCUUCAAUGGGCGGUGGUGCGAGGAAGAAAGAGCAAUACCAUUGAAGAAAAGGAGAGUAGUAGUGGUGAGCUACGAAACAAAACAGCAAAGCAGAGAAAGGAUGGAGAAAGAUACGUUAAUGGAGGAACGGAAUCAAAACCAGAGGUGCAAUAGAAGGAACGGAAAAGGAUGGAGGUGUAACAAAAUGAAGGUGAAAGGUCAUAGCUUGUGUAAUCACCAUUUGGAAAUGCAAAAGAUGAGAAAUAGUAGCACCAGCAGCACCACCACAAAUCAAGGUGAAGAUGGAGAUGGAGCAGGGAGGCCGGCGUUUGCUGUGAGGGAAAACAAUAGGGUUAAGGUGGUGAAGGCUCGGUCCAUGAGUAGCUUGCUUAGAGACACUGUUCCAUUGUUUUACUAUUAAUGAAGAUAGUGAGUAACAGGAAAGGGUAGAAAUUUGAGUAUAUAGCCAUAGAAAUAGGUUUUACUGUGUUUAAAACAAAUGAAAAUGAUGCAUAGGUUUGACAAAAAAGCAGAAAUGAAGUGAAAGACACAUAUUGGUUGAUUUGGUAUUUCAUUGGCAUUUUCUCCAUAAUUUCCA
Gossypium arboreum is the source of this 964-nucleotide messenger RNA. RefSeq lists its product as uncharacterized. The coding region runs from base 125 to 787 and encodes 220 amino acids. NCBI's taxonomy places the organism in Eukaryota, Viridiplantae, Streptophyta, Magnoliopsida, Malvales, Malvaceae. The transcript has 3 exons. The record is from RefSeq and is a predicted model, not a curated record.